Molecule: messenger RNA, 1599 nt
Organism: Ipomoea nil (Japanese morning glory)
Lineage: Eukaryota; Viridiplantae; Streptophyta; Magnoliopsida; Solanales; Convolvulaceae
Exons: 10
Coding region: 1-1599 (532 amino acids)
Source: RefSeq, a predicted model, not a curated record
AUGGCUCCUGUUUUUAUUCUAGGCAAAGACAUCAAAUUUUCUACUUACAAAAAAGCUAUCAGGCUACGGUUGAUUCGUACCUAUACGGUACCCGAAGGUCGCAACAGUUCGGAUAGCAUCAAGAGCCAGGAAUGUGUCUUUCAUGAUUCUGAGGGUACAUACAUUCAUGGAAACAUCCCUAAAGAGUGUGUUGAAAAGUAUUCUAAACUUUUGAAAGAAGGGAAGGUUUAUGCCAUCAAAGAUUUUGCAGUUAUAUCCCACUACUACCAAUACAAAACUACUGAUCAUAGCUAUAUGAUCAGAUUUAGUCAUGAGACUACUGUUGAGAGGCACAGGCGCAAGGGGUUUCCCUUACUAAUGUUUCGGCUUAAGUCUUAUAUUGACUUAAUGAGUGGCAAUGUAUCUGAAAAGCAUCUCAUUGAUGUGAUUGGUAGAGUGGUGAAGUACUACACUCCCAAAGAGAUUCUUAUAGCUGGAUUUCCCUCCAAAUUGGUGGAUUUUCUCAUAGAAGAUGGUCAGGGCAAUCGUCUGAAGUGUACUGUCUGGGAUCAACAUGUGGAUACAACCAUGCAUUAUUUCAAGACUCAUGUGGAAGGUCCUUUGAUUGUUUUACUCCAACUCUGUCGAGCAAAGAAAGUGGAUAAUGAAUUCAGGAUUUCAAGCUCAUACAACGCUACACAACUAUGGUUUAAUCACCCUUGCAAGGAAUUCCAGGAAUUUAAAGACAGUUUGAAAGUUGAUACCAGGCCACCUCUAAGUGUACAGACUGUGUCUCACAUGUCUCAUGGCAAUGCUGCUGAGAAUUCAAAAACUCCUAUUAAAGUAACUACAAUUGAGGAUCUUUAUGAAAGAGCCGAGGAGGGCUACUACUGGGUUCCUGGAAGGAUUGUUGCUGUGGAGAGUACUACCAAUUGGUUUUACCAUUCAUGUAGAAGUGAGGGAUGCUUUAGGAAAUUGCACUUGAAGAAUGGGGCUUUGCAAUGCCUAAAAUGUGCCACAAGCUGGCAAGAGGGAAACUUAAGGUACAGGCUCACUGUGAGGGUAGGUGAUAAGACCACAGAUGCUCCUUUUCUGUUGUGGGACAAGGAGGGCUGCGAGAUAAUUGGAAAGACUGCAUUCGACCUAAGGAGCAAAUACUCAGUGGAUGGGUCUCCUCUGCCAACCGGUAUGGAAGAAGUCCGUAAUAAGGCUAUGGUCUUCAAGAUUUCUGCUAAGAGUGAUCACUUCAGGAACCGAGCAAUAGCGAUACCUGUGGUUGGAAUAGCACAGGAUGAAGAUUUAAUUGAUCACUACUGUCCCUGUUUAAGUGAUGAACAAGAUCAGCUAUCAAGGAUGUUAAAUGAAGAAGAACCAGAAGUCGAGUCUGAUGAGUCUGAAUCGGGUGAUGAGGCAACCAGUCCCAAUCCUAUUCAAGCUAAGAAGCAAAAGCUGGAUGAACAAGAUGAACCAUUGGAAGCAGUGUCAUCAAAAAGGAAUCUACUUGAUCAGUUUUUAUCAAGUAGAGAUGUUAAGAAAGCAAAAGCUGUUUUGGUUAAACAGGAGUAUGAACAAGCAGAUAUCAAGUGGCAGGCACAAGAAAUAGAUUUGCAAGAAACAUGA